UGUAUCAUUUUCUGCCUAUGACAGAAAACACAGCCUUAAAUUAGCCUUCGAUCCUACCAGAUGAUACUGCUGCUAUUUCAUAUUUUACCUCAUAGGUCAUGCAGAGCGCCGGUUGUUUAUGCUGUGUUUAUGGCAGGACUGAGCGCACAUCUUUGUCCAAACACAUCUGUAAAGUGUUGAAUAUUUUCCAUCGCUGGCUGGAAACCAAAUGCAUGCCUUUUUUUAAAACCGAAUGAUGUCUUCAUUUGGUUAUAAAACUCCAUAAAAGAAAUGUUGUAAUCUCAAAAAUAUCCAGCUAUUCACUUACAAUGUGUGUGUAUGUGUGUGUGUGUGGGCAUGUCUUUAUGUCUUGGUCGGGACCAUCAAAUGCCAGAUAUUCCUAAACUUGUGGGGAAAACUGCUUUUAUUUGACAAAAACUGAAUAAAAGAAGAAAAAAAACACCUAAAAGAGCCAAUUAUUAUAGGUAUUGAGGUUAAGGUUAGGGUCAGAUUUAGGUGUAGCAUUGAAUUAAUUAGCUACAUUAAUCAUUAUUAAUGAAGUGGAAGGUCCUCGCAAAAUUAGUAAGACAAACUUGUGUGUGCAUGUGUGUGUUUGAGAAAGAUCAUGGCUGUUACUAGGGGCUGUUACAUGUGUCUGUGUCUAGCAUAACACUGACUAAAACUAUAAAUGUACUGCAUUGCGCAAGUCCGUCCCUGAUACACAGAGGAUCCAACUGGUCAUGGGAAAGAGCAGCACAGCCUGUUCCUUGGACAAUUUCCUGUCCUGCAGCCACCUGGCAUCCUCACGCAGAACAUUCUCAAGCCUGCACAAAUAUGCGCACUUGGGCUUAUGCGUUCAUUCUGAUUCCAUGGAAAACAGAGGUGAAUAUGUAAUGUUUUCAAAAGAGACGUGCCUGCUGGACACUGCAUCAGAGAAACUGAGGAAAGAGCUGGAGGAAGAGCUGAAACUCAGCAGCCACAACAUACAAAGUCAUGGCUGGUACCAUGGACGUAUACCUUGGGAGGUUUCAGAGUCUCUGGUGCUACAGGAUGGGGAUUUCCUGAUUCGCGAUUCUUUGACCAGUUUGGGAGAUUACGUCCUAACCUGCCGCUGGAAUCAGAAACCUCUCCACUUCUUGAUCAGCAAAGUUCUGCUGAGAUCCAGUGACACAUACACACGGAUACAGUAUGUUCUGGAAGGAGAGCAGUUUGACUCCAUUCCAGCGUUGGUCCAUUUCUAUGUGGGCGGCCAGACGCCACUUACUCAACACAGCGGCGCACACGUGAUUUCCCCAGUCAACAGAACUGUACCACUGCGCUGUCUGGAGACAAUGUUUGGUCAGACUAGUAAGGAGGGGACACCAUUAAACUCACCUGUGCACAGGAAGGGAAGUUUAGGAAUGACAGAGGCUCUGGCAUUUGAGUUAAUAAACCCUCAGAGGGAGGCAGUCAAGAGCUUCGUUGGAAGCUUGGAACAGCGUGUUGUAGUGACGUCAUCCCCAACCCCACUGAACACACUCUACGGACGUAGAAAAAGUCCAUCACGCAAUAGGAAGUUUGUUGUGGUCCCUUCAUCGCCCGUUUUGCAAAGACCCGAUGACAUGCACCUUUGUACUUCUCCAACUGAGAGUGCUGUCAUCUAUUUGGAGCCUACAGACAACACAUGGUCUCCCAGCACGGAGUCCUGUCAAAGCACUGCUGCAGACCCCAGUGACCUGCAAUCCAGCACAGGCCUUUAUCCACACAGCCUUGCUCGUAUACAGUCACCCUUCAGUGGACAAGAGGACCAGACAGUGCAGGGCUUCAUGGACGAGGACAAUGAGGAUUAUUUAAUGCCACUUGUAAUUGAAUCAGCCUCCAGUUUCAGACCCAGCACGUACCAGUCCCCGCUUCUACCCGCAGAAAAUAAACCACUAGAAGCAAGAGUGUUAAGGAGAGCGAAGGAGGUGCUUAUAGAUGCUGAUACAAAGACGAUGGCCAUGCACAUCACCAAAAUCGACUGCAUGGUUGCUCGUAUAUUGGAUUUAUCCAGUGAGAAUACAAGAGGGAUGGCUGUGAGCUCGGGAAUGGAGCUGCUCACACUUCCACAUGGCCACCAUCUCCGACAAGACCUGCUGGAAAGGUUCUAUACCAUGUCCAUCAUGCUGGCUAUGGUGCUGUUGGGUUGCACGGGCAGUGUGGAGGAAAGAGGCUCCCUACUGCACAGAAUUAUCUCACUGGCAUCUGAGCUGAAGACUAACCUGGGCAAUAUGUUUGGCUUUGCUGCAGUUAUGAGAGUCCUAGAACUUCCACAGAUUGUUCGGUUGGAUGAGACGUGGAUGGCUUUAAGGCAAAAAUACACAGAAAGUGCAGUUCUGUAUGAGAAAACCUUGAGGCCCUCUUUGAAGAGAAUGAAUGAUGGAAAAGAGCCCUGUGACCCAUCGGAGAUGACUGUCCCUCAUGUGCUCCCUCUGCUGCUCCUGCUUGAGAAGAGUGCCGUGAUUCUUGAAGGGUCUGAGUCCUGGGAGAGUCUCGACUCUGGAAUGGACUCUUUGCUGUGUCAUUUAAAUGCUGCUCGUACCAUUGCAUGCCACGGAGAAACCUACUGUUCUAAUGCCAAGGCAAAACUACAGGGUUUCCAUGAGCAGCCAGACGUACUAGAAGUUUUCCUGACUGAGUUCCAGAUGCGUCUGCUGUGGGGGAGCCGGGGAGCGGAGGCGAACAGGGAGGAGCGCUAUGAGAAAUUUGACAAAGUGCUAACAGCCCUGUCCAACAGACUGGAACCUUCUCAGCAGGCAGAAUGAUACACAUUGCACAUGUCUCACUCUGAAAUGUGUAUAUAUCUUUUUUUCUUUCUUUUUUUUUUUUUUUUGAUGAAUGCCAAGGGUGUACAUAGAGUAGAAUGAUGCAACUCUGUAUGGCGGAAUAACAUUUCAAAUUCUUUUAAACUUUUACAUGGAUUUGUAAAUAAUGUAGAUAUAAAUACUAUUCAGAUUUGUAUUUCAAAGUAUGAUUAACAUUAUUUUGGUUUACUUCUAUUAAAUAAAUCUAUCAGUCAUUUCUUUAUAAAUUGGUUUAUAAAUUAUGUUUUAUUUUGUCAUAACCUAUAUAAGCCUUUAUACUGACUGUUUUAUGAUGUCACAACCUUCUUUUUUUUCUCAGAUUAAACCGGUUCAGUUGUG
Molecule: messenger RNA, 3140 nt
Organism: Pangasianodon hypophthalmus (striped catfish)
Lineage: Eukaryota; Metazoa; Chordata; Actinopteri; Siluriformes; Pangasiidae
Gene: sh2d3cb
Product: SH2 domain containing 3Cb
Exons: 11
Coding region: 720-2762 (680 amino acids)
Biological process (GO): positive regulation of peptidyl-serine phosphorylation; small GTPase-mediated signal transduction
Molecular function (GO): guanyl-nucleotide exchange factor activity; phosphotyrosine residue binding
Source: RefSeq, a predicted model, not a curated record